Molecule: messenger RNA, 1902 nt
Organism: Coffea eugenioides
Lineage: Eukaryota; Viridiplantae; Streptophyta; Magnoliopsida; Gentianales; Rubiaceae
Product: probable bifunctional methylthioribulose-1-phosphate dehydratase/enolase-phosphatase E1 1
Exons: 12
Coding region: 54-1652 (532 amino acids)
Cellular component (GO): cytoplasm
Molecular function (GO): magnesium ion binding; acireductone synthase activity
Source: RefSeq, a predicted model, not a curated record
AAAGAAGAAAGAAAGAAAGACCACUAUCGACCAAAGAUUCUAGUACUAAAGCAAUGGCUGCAGCUUUAGUGACCCCAUUAGCAUUAAACGGAGCUGUAAAAAUGGCGAAUUCAGCUAUUACAUCACAGGCAUAUCUUGAGGGCUCUAGAGUCAAAGAAACAAAGGCCUUGAUUGCAGAGCUCUGCCGCCACUUUUACAAUCUGGGUUGGGUUUCUGGAACUGGUGGCAGCAUCACCAUUAAAGUCCAUGAUGAUUCCGUCCCUAAACCACAACAGCUCAUUGUCAUGUCCCCUUCAGGUGUUCAGAAGGAAAGAAUGGUGGAGGAGGAUAUGUAUUUGUUAUCCCCAGAAGGGUCUAUUUUGUCUGCGCCAUUGGCAAAGCCUUACCCCCAUAAGCCUCCUAAAUGCUCUGAUUGUGGUCCUCUUUUCUUGAAGGCAUAUGAUAUGCGAAAUGCUGGAGCUGUAAUCCAUAGUCAUGGAAUGGAAUCAUGUCUUGUGACGAUGAUCAAUCCAUUUUCAAAAGAAUUUCGGAUUACUCACAUGGAAAUGAUCAAAGGAAUUCAAGGACAUGGUUAUUAUGAUGAACUGGUUGUCCCAAUCAUUGAGAACACAGCCCAUGAGAGGGAGCUCACAGAUUCUCUUGCAGAAGCCAUUAAAGCGUACCCCAAAACAACGGCUGUGCUAGUGCGAAACCAUGGAAUCUAUGUAUGGGGAGAUAAUUGGAUCAGUGCUAAAACCCAGGCUGAGUGUUACCACUAUCUGUUUGACGCUGCAAUUAAACUUCACCAAUUAGGAUUGGAUUGGUCAACUCCUAGCCAUGGUCCUAUUCACAGUGUAAAUGGGGCUCUGGGGAACGUUCGGAGUGCAAACACCCCAGCAAAGGCAAGAAAAGUGGCUUCAGAUAAUGGCAUUGAGCCAUUAAGACGCUGCAUUGUUCUGGACAUUGAGGGGACCACUACACCGAUAUCAUUUGUCACAGAUGUUCUCUUCCCAUAUGCUCGUGAGAGUGUAGGGAAGCAUUUAGAUGCAACAUAUGACACAGAAGAGACAAAAGAUGAUAUUAAGUUACUGCGAGCUCAAGUACAAGAAGAUUUAGAAAAGGGCAUUGUUGGUGCUGUUCCUAUCCCCGACGAUGAUGCAGGGAAGCAGGAGGUAAUUGCAGCUUUGGUUGCCAAUGUGGAGGCAAUGAUUAAAGCUGACAGGAAGAUCACCGCUUUAAAGCAAUUACAGGGUCACGUAUGGCGCACUGGAUUUGACAAUAACGAGUUAGAAGCAAUUGUUUUUGAUGAUGUACCUGAAGCUCUUGAGAGGUGGCAUGCUUUAGGCAUCAAGGUAUACAUAUAUUCCAGUGGAAGCAGAUUGGCACAGAGACUUUUAUUCGGUAACACGAAUUACGGGGACCUGCGAAAGUACUUGUGCGGUUAUUUUGACACUACUGUGGGAAACAAGAGGGAAACAAAAAGUUACCUUGAAAUUACAGAGUCAGUCGGAGUAGAUAAACCUUCUGAGAUUUUGUUCGUUACUGAUGUCUAUCAAGAAGCGACAGCUGCCAAAGCAGCAGGUUUGAACGUGAUAAUAUCUAUCCGGCCAGGAAAUGGACCUCUUCCAGAGAAUCAUGGGUUCAGGACGGUGAAGUCAUUUUCAGAAAUAUAAGAUGGAUUAUAAAAAUUCUGUAAUAAGGUUGGAGGUGAUCGAAUGUGUUCUCCAGGAUAAUCUUCUCAUUCUGAAGCGAAGUUAUGAUGUAGACAUUUUUGCUUCAGGGGCUUGCAGCUUAAAUCUGGGUUUAUGAUCGUGUUAAGUUAUCAUGAAUAAAGCUGUCAGAAUUAAGCAAGAAAUUGAAUUUCCUAACAUCCCUUGUACACAAGUGCAGAUCGAUAAAAGUUACAAUACUAUCUCUAUUUUA